This is a messenger RNA of Dothidotthia symphoricarpi CBS 119687, 1976 nucleotides long. RefSeq names its product FAD/NAD(P)-binding domain-containing protein. The transcript has a single exon. The coding region runs from base 266 to 1819 and encodes 517 amino acids. The record is from RefSeq and is a predicted model, not a curated record. Lineage: Eukaryota; Fungi; Ascomycota; Dothideomycetes; Pleosporales; Dothidotthiaceae.
AUCCGAGUUGCGCGAACGAUAUGACAUGUCGAAUCUUUCUUUACGCUUUCUCUCACCGGACGACUAGCUGUUCAUUCCUGGUCUUCUUUGCCACACAUGUCACGCACAAUCACUAACACAGACAUCAGGCUGGUACGGCCUUGCUGCCGCCAAAACUUACCUCGAAUUACAUCCACAUGAGGAUAUCCUUGUCCUCGACAAUGCAUCCAGCGUGGGCGGCGUCUGGGGCCGCGACCGGUUGUAUCCUGGUCUGAGGUCAAACAACAUGCUGGGGACAUAUGAAUACAGCGACUUUCCCAUGGACACUGCCAAUUUCGGCGUCUCACCAGGCGAGCACAUCCCAGGCACCGUUCUACAUGAGUAUUUGACUGCAUACGCUGAGCGGUUUGGUGUGUACGAGCGCAUUCGGUUCAACACAUGUGUGGAGUCCGUGGAGGAGAAGGUCGAAGUUGGGGGCUGGAUCCUUAAUAUCACCGAUACUACGACGAAUGAAAAGGCGAUGAUAAAUGCAAAGAGACUUGUCGUCGCCACGGGUCUGACUUCCGAGCCGCACGUACCAACAUUCGUUGGCCAGGGAGAUUUCGCUUCCCCGAUCUUCCACUCCAAAGAUUUCGCUCUUCACGCAGGUACGCUCAAAACGGCCCGAAGCGUCGCGGUGUUGGGUGGAGCAAAGAGUGCGUGGGACGCGGCAUAUGCGUACGCUACCGCUGGAAUUCCCGUGGAUAUGAUCAUUCGUAACUCCGGACGUGGGCCAGUAUGGAUGGCUCCUGCAUAUGUCACACCGUUAAAGAAAUGGUUAGAAAAGCUUGUCCAUACUAGAUGUUUACAAUUAAUGAGUCCUUGUGUCUGGGGCGACGAAGAUGGAUACGCGUCUCCGAGACGGUUUCUUCAUGGUACGUGGCUGGGACGGAAGAUGGUUGAUACCUUUUGGGGAGUCUUGGGCGACGACGUGGUAACAUUGAACGGGUAUAAUGACCCUAAGCAUCCUGAGAUGAAAAAGUUGAAACCGCGAAACUCGGCCUUUUGGGUAGGGAGUGGGCUUAGCAUUCUGAAUUACCCAACGGACUUUUUCGAACUCAUUCGUAACGGGAGUAUUCGUAUUCAUUUGGCGGACGUCACACAUCUCUCGGAGAAAACAGUCCACCUAUCGAACGGAGAACACAUCAAGACGGACGCUCUUUUCUGUGCAACAGGAUGGAAGUCACGCCCGCCGAUAACCUUUCUCCCAGCUGGCCUUCUCGCUGAGCUCGGUAUGCCGCACUACUCUUCUACGCCGGAUCCGCUUGUCAAAAAAGCAGAUGCCGCCAUCCUCGCAAAGUUUCCUCGUCUGAAAGAUCAGCCAAUCACGGCCAGACCCAAACAGGGUGAAGAUAAGAAGGAUACGCCAAACCAGCCUUUCCUUCUCCAUCGAUUCAUCGCGCCGCCAUCAACCCUGCAGAAUCGAAACAUCGUAUUCGCCGGCAUGAUCUCGACGAUUACGACAUCAAUCUGCGCACAGACACAGGCGCUCUGGAUUUCGGCGUACUUUGACGGCAAGCUGGCGCGGUUGGCUUCUCCGGCGACGGCGCGUUGGGAGACGGUACUGCAUUCGCGGUUCGGCAAGUGGAGGUACCCGUGCGGGUAUGGAGAUAGGUUGCCAGAUUUUGUCUUCGAUGCGGUGCCAUAUGUGGAUAUGUUGUUGAAAGAUGUUGGGUUGGAGAGUCAUAGGAAGAAGACUGCGUUGGCGGAGAUGACGGAACCAUAUGGACCGGAAGAUUACAGAGGCUUAGUGGGUGAGUGGGCAAGUAAAUAUCGUGACGGGUUGGAGAAAAGGGGUUGAGAACGACCAGUGGUAUUUAUUCAGGGUAGGUAAUGGGUGUUGUAAAAAGAGUGAAUACGAAGCUGCUAGUCUCGUGAAAAUGGUAUAUCUCGUAAGUAUCAAUUUAACAAAUAACCAAAGAUCUUGGGGUCGGUGUUCUGGUAACAAUUCGUAUUGC